This is a messenger RNA of Ostrea edulis (European flat oyster), 570 nucleotides long. RefSeq lists its product as uncharacterized. Bases 21 to 491 code for a protein of 156 amino acids. Lineage: Eukaryota; Metazoa; Mollusca; Bivalvia; Ostreida; Ostreidae. The record is from RefSeq and is a predicted model, not a curated record. The transcript has 2 exons.
ACACCUUCUUAUUAGAGAUCAUGGACGGGGACUUGGAAGGGUCCUUCUUUUCCACACUGUAUCGAUGGUUGGACUCCGAGGUUCCCGCUCGCCUGGGGAUUUCCAUAUUCAGCUUCAUCGAUGGUUGGACUCCGAGGUUCCCGCUCGCCUGGGGAUUUCGAUAUUCUGCUUUAUGGAUGGUUGGACUCCGAGGUUCCCGCUCGCCUGGGGAUUUCCAUAUUCAGCUGUAUCGAUGGUUGGACUCCGAGGUUCCUGCUCGCCUGGGGAUUUCCAUAUUCAGCUGUAUCGAUGGUUGGACUCCGAGGUUCCCGCUCGCCUGGGGAUUUCCAUAUUCAGCUGUAUCGAUGGUUGGACUCCGAGGUUCCCGCUCGCCUGGUGAUUUCCAUAUUCAGCUGUAUCGAUGGUUGGACUCCGAGGUUCCCGCUCGCCUGGUGAUUUCCAUAUUCAGCUGUAUCGAUGGUUGGACUCCGAGGUUCCCGCUCGCCUGGUGAUUUCGGGUCCGUAGGAACGUUGUAUGCUAUAUUAUGUACCUGUCUAUAUUCUGAAGUGCAAACAAACCUCUGAAACCAC